UGAUGUCUUAUCAAUGGAUUGCUUUUAUCUUUGCUGCUUUCUUCAUUCCUUCAGUACUGUGCUGUCACUAUGGAUAUGUGUAUACCAGCCCUUCAUCAACUACUGUCAGCUUGAAUGACAAUGCCAUUUUUCGAUGUGAUGGUGAUGGUGAUUACCUGUACUGGUUCAUCGAUGGUGUAAACGCUGAUGACAUUACAAGUGAAGACUUGACAAAAAGAGGAAUCAGCUAUUACACUGAUUUCAAUUUUUGGCAUUGUUUUCCAAAGUACUCAUUUCUAUCCAUUGCCGGUAACUGUCUCAAUAACAAUACUGAAGUGUAUUGUGUCAUUGUGGGUGACUUUUACAAUGAUACAAGUUCAGUUGCAAACUUGACUGUGCAAGGUGAACCUGUGAUUGUGAAUGACUUUAAAGUCAUAUCUACAACAGUUAACAGUAUUACUGUUUCAUGGGAUGUCACUCCAAUAGAGAAUUCGUCACUUACUCUUGGUAUCACUGAUUCAUAUGGAACAGUUAAUGAUACUAUUAAUGUGACUGGAGCAGACAGUGUUUACAAUUAUAUUGAAAUGAUGUCUUUUGAUCCUUGUAAUGUUUAUACUUUCAAAUUGACACCACAACCCUUGUUGGCUGGUUGUCACAACAUCAGUACCAUUGCUUCAUUUCCAUUAAGCAAACCCAACAAUGUUAGUGUGUCAUAUAAUUUUAACAAAGGCUUACUGAAAGUUAAUUUUCAAAUUGAUCUGUGUUUCCAGAAUAAGAUCCAGCUACUACUAUAUGGUGUUGAUGGGACCUUUAAUUUAUCAAAUCUGCUAUACAUAGAAGACAUUCCCCUCAGUAAUCAGAUUUGUGUUGUGAAUUGGAGUACAAAACUCAACAUCCACUCAAUUUACUUUUUAACUGUUUUAGCCCUUGAUACAUAUGGAACUGGAACUUCUGAUAUAACAGAAAUAAAUACAUAUAAUGUAAAAGAUCUGAUAAUUACAAGAAAUGGGGAUGAUGUUUGUUUCACUUGUGUUACGAUAAUGGACUGCUACAUGUCAAUAGAGCCAAUACAAGCAUCACUUCAUCCCAUUAAACAUAAUGCAUCCUGUUAUUCUUUCAUUACUAAUGGAACUUACAUAGUUUAUGUUCAUGAUAUUGAUCAUAAUGGUACGAUAGUACUGAUGCCAACUAUUGUUGAAAAAUACAUAGUUGAUUGGUUCAUCCCCUCUCUUGAAUUUUCAAGCACAGAAAUAUUAUCUUCAUCACAAUUUGAAGGAUUAAUGAGUACUUACUCUUCAUACAUUGGCAUUAAUGGAUCUACUUCUAGCAUUGUCAAACUAGGAAUUGGAAAAACUGAAACAAAUAGUCAGUCCAACACCAGUUAUAUUCUUGGGAGUAUGCUUGCACUCUCGGGAAUUAUCCUGCUAAUUGUAUUGGUAAUAAUACCAAUAAUAGUUUUGCGUAGAAAGAAAAAAGCCAAUACUGUGCCAGUUGAUGCUUCAUCUGAUAGUAAACAAUGUGAUUCUGACUAUCCUGUAAUUACAACAACAAAUGCAGCAUAUGAGAUGGUACAUAUGGGCGGAGGUAAUGAAGGACAACAAGCAUCAGAUAACAACUAUUCUCUGGCUCAGUCCAUCAAUGAUGCACAUAUAUAUGAUGAUCCAGAUAUACCAAGAGAAUUGCUUCCCCCAGCAAUUCCACCACGUUUGUACGAAGAUUCUACUAUGCCAAUAUAAUAGUAGCUAUGUAGCUAUAGCUCAUAACUGUUUACUUAUAAACUUCAGCAUAAAGACUACUUUUGUAAUGUGAUUGUCAAGGUAUAAUUAUUUUAAUUUGUGCUUUUGAGUAAUUGUUUUGCAUGCUAAUGGUAAG
Molecule: messenger RNA, 1851 nt
Organism: Amphimedon queenslandica
Lineage: Eukaryota; Metazoa; Porifera; Demospongiae; Haplosclerida; Niphatidae
Exons: 10
Coding region: 3-1715 (570 amino acids)
Source: RefSeq, a predicted model, not a curated record